AUACGUCAUCAACAUGAGACCGAAAUGGGUGAAAGGUAUCCCGACAGUGGGUGUACGCGAUACACCGGCUACAUGAAGUUGAGGGUCUGUGCCUGAAGAAUGAUGAAUGUGAACAGGUUCGUCGUGUUGUCCAAAUCCGUUCAAAUCGGACAGCGGCUGCUCGCACAUAAUGCGAAAUAUGCCGGGAAAGAAGUGGCUCGUGUUCAGCAGCGAAGGUCCAUUAAGACGCACUCAAGGAACCUCGCGUAUGCCAAGGAUUUGUUCCUCGGUCAGGUGAACAAGGCUGAGGUCUUUCCCUACCCAGAGAUUGGAAAUGAAGAAUUGGACGAGAUCAACCAGCUUGUUGCGCCCGUGGAAAAAUUCUUCAGCGAGGAAGUCGACUCUGCGAAAAUUGACAGGGAAGCCAAAAUCCCUCCCGAGACGUUGAAUGGGCUGAAGGAGCUCGGGCUGUUUGGAAUCAUGAUUCCGGAGGAGUAUGGGGGUCUCGGAUUGUCCAACACCGUGUAUGCACGACUGGCAGAGAUCACCUCAUUGGAUGGCUCUAUUGCUGUAACACUGGCUGCACAUCAAGCCAUUGGACUGAAGGGCAUUCUGAUAGCAGGAAAUGAAGCCCAGAAGCAGAAGUAUCUGCCCAAACUAGCCUCCGGAGAACACAUCGCAGCGUUCUGUCUGACGGAGCCUGGAAGUGGAAGUGAUGCCGCCUCCAUUCAGACCCGGGCGACACUCUCGGAAGACGGCAAACAUUACCUGAUCAGUGGAUCCAAGUUUUGGAUUUCAAAUGGUGAGAUGGCAGAUAUCAUGACCGUGUUCGCCAGGACGGAGGUGGUCAUAGAUGGCGUGAAGAAAGAUAAGAUCUCUACGUUUAUCGUGGAGAGGGCUUUUGGGGGCGUCACCAGCGGCAAGCCUGAGGACAAACUGGGCAUCCGGGGCUCCAACACUUGUGAAGUGUCCUUUGACAACGUCCCAGUGCCAGUGGAGAACGUCAUCGGGGAAAUAGGUGGUGGGUUCAAGGUUGCUAUGAACAUCCUGAACUCGGGGAGGUUCAGUAUGGGCAGUUCAUCAGCUGGAAUGAUAAAGAAACUAAUUGAAAUGACCGCUGAAUAUGCCACAACCAGAAAACAGUUCAACAAAAACCUGGGUGAAUUCGGAAUGAUUCAGGAGAAGUUUGCAUUGAUGGCUCUUAAUGUCUUUGUGAUGGAGAGCAUGGCGUACCUGACAGCGGGGAUGAUGGACAGACCAGGGCUUCCAGACUGUUCUCUGGAGGCUGCCAUGGUGAAGGUGUUCAGCUCAGAGGGAGGCUGGAUUUGUGUCAGUGAAGCUCUGCAGAUCCUGGGAGGUCUGGGUUACACCAAGAACUACCCCUACGAGCGCUACGUCAGAGACUGUCGCAUCCUGCCCAUCUUUGAGGGUACCAAUGAAAUCCUGAGGAUGUACAUCGCUCUCACUGGAAUGCAGUACGCUGGCAAAGUCCUCACAGGAAAAAUAAAGGAGAUGAAGAAAGGAAACAUAGGCAUGGCUCUGGGCAUGAUCGGCAAGAAACUGAGGACCUCAUUGGGAAGUACAGUGGACCUCGGCCUGACGGGGAAAGACGGAGUAGUGCAUCCCAGCUUGGCAGAAAGCGCAAAGAAGUUUGAACAGAAUGUCGACUUUUUUGGUUCGACCGUGGAGAGCCUGCUCUACAGAUAUGGAAAGACCAUAGUGGAUGAACAGCUCAUCCUGAAGAGAGUAGCAGAUGUGCUGAUCCACCUCUAUGCCAUGACGGCCGUCCUGUCCAGAACCAGCCGCUCCAUCAGCAUCGGGCUUAGGAAUCACGACCACGAGGUGCUGCUCGCAAACACAUUCUGCAGCGAAGCUUUCUUCAAGAACAAUUACUGGAUGAUUCAGUUGCAAAAACACUCUCCCGAGAACAACGACGCCAACAUCAAAAAGAUCGCCAGGGAGGUCCUGGAGAACCGAGCCUACGUCUGCUCUCACCCCCUCGAGCGAACAUACUGAGCUCUCCCGUGUGACCGGUCUCCUCUCUUCUGAUUGGACAAUGCAGACCGUUCAAAUUCACAGUUCCAGAGGUUGUGAUUCAAUUAGUACUUACUGGAUGAUUCAGUUGCAAAAACGUAAUUGCAACUGAACGUAAUUGGGUGUGACAUUAGUUGUACACCCAAUUAAUAAAUUAAAAGAUUUAUGUUCGUAGAUACUAUAUUUUAUUAACCAUUGCUUUAAAGAUGACACUUUUGGGGAAAUGGCAUGACGGGAUUCAUUCAAAGUGCUUCUAUGUUUAGUGCUAUAAUAAAACAUUGGCACAAGA
Molecule: messenger RNA, 2302 nt
Organism: Cyclopterus lumpus (lumpfish)
Lineage: Eukaryota; Metazoa; Chordata; Actinopteri; Perciformes; Cyclopteridae
Gene: acad9
Product: acyl-CoA dehydrogenase family, member 9
Exons: 18
Coding region: 100-1995 (631 amino acids)
Molecular function (GO): flavin adenine dinucleotide binding; acyl-CoA dehydrogenase activity
Source: RefSeq, a predicted model, not a curated record